AUGGUAAAGACAUUUCAACAAUAUUUGCCAGAGACUAAUCGAACGUAUUCGUGCGUGCAUUGUAGAGCUCAUUUAGCGUCGCACGAUGAGUUGAUCUCCAAAUCCUUUCAAGGAAGCCAGGGGCGUGCUUACUUAUUCAAUUCUGUAGUUAAUGUGGCUUGUGGGCAAGCUGAGGAACGAGUACUUUUGACAGGCCUGCACGCUGUAGCUGACAUUUAUUGUGAGUGUUGUAAGACACCUUUAGGCUGGAAAUAUGAACAUGCAUUCGAGUCGAGUCAGAAAUACAAAGAAGGCAAAUACAUAAUCGAAUUGGCACACAUGAUCAAAGAAAACAAAUGGGAUUGA
Molecule: messenger RNA, 345 nt
Organism: Chironomus riparius
Lineage: Eukaryota; Metazoa; Arthropoda; Insecta; Diptera; Chironomidae
Source: the annotation of a GenBank genome assembly